UGGUGCUGCAAAGCUACCGAGUGACGGCGACGGACGGCUCGGCCCCGCUGGGCCAGACCGCCGUGCUCACGUGCCACGUGCCCGACCACGUGCGCGCCACCGUGCGCGUGAUCUCGUGGGGCGUCCAGGGCCGUGUCAACGUCUACCCUACUCUGCUCGGAGACGACAAAUACCACAUGCUGCCGUCUGGGGAGCUGCUGGUGCGUGACGUCACCAGUGAUGACGUCACCGACCGAUUUCUGUGUCGCACGGUGCAUCUGCUGACGGACCAGCACGUCACCAGCGAGCCGUCAGCCAGGGUCGUCAUCCGAGAGCGGACGCCGUCACCGGGGGGCAUCCUCCCAGUGAUCGUGGCCUCGUCCUCGGCUCUGCACGUGCGGGCGGGAGACGACGCUGUCCUCUUCUGUGUGGCCCAGUCAGACGAACGCACCCCGCCCCGAGUCAGCUGGACUCGUGACGUGACUGGUCGGCCGGAGCCAGUGCCUGCGCCGGUGACCGGUCACGGUGACGUCACAGCCUCAGGUCACGUGCUCGCAAUCCGCUCAGCAAGGCCGCGUCAUGCCGGCUGGUAUCACUGCAGGGCGGACGGUGGCAACGGUCACGUGACUGAAAAACUACGGCUCCAUGUGCAGGUAACGCCUACUGUCAGCGUCUCGCCUGAGCGCCUGACCGUCAAUCGGGGAAGCUCAUUCAGUCUGAGCUGCUGGGCGCCCCAGCCCUCACAGCUGCACUGGCUCAAAGACGGCGUACGGCUGAACCCGGGCCGGCUCCUCAGCAUCACACACGAUUCGACCGAUGACCGCGUGCUCUCGCGGCUGGAGGGCAGUGAGAUGCGGCUGGUGGCUCAGGGGAUGUAUCAGUGCAUGGCGUCCGAUCAGCUGGACUCGGCCCAGGCCGCUGCCCAGGUGCUGCUCGGAGACUCUCAGCCGGUGCUGGUGGAACGGUUCAUCAACCACACAGUGCAGCCGCACUCGGCCGUGUCUCUGCGGUGUGUGGCCAACGCCUCGCCCACGCCGCAGAUCACCUGGCUGCUGGACGGUUACCCGCUGACUGCGGAUCACAGACGGCUGAUUGGUCAAUACGUCAGCGUCAACAAUGACGUCAUCAGUCACGUGAACGUGAGUGGUGUGCUGCCGGCGGACGGUGGCUGGGUCACGUGCCGGGCGUCCAACCGGUUCGGCAGUGCCACCCACACGGCCCGACUGAAUGUCUACGGGGAUCCCCACGUCAGGGAGAUGCCCGAGGUACUGGCCGUGGCCGGAGAGCCGCUGCUGCUGACGUGUUCGGUCGGAGGGUACCCGAUUCUGGAGAUCACCUGGAGCAGAGGAGGUCGGCGUCUGCCGUCAGACCGUCAGCAGCACCUGUUCUCAAACGGCUCCCUUCUGCUGGAGCGCGUGGACCAGGAUAGCGGUGGACAGUACACCUGUACCGGCCGAGGGCCCGGUGACGCCUCCUCCACCGGGCAUCUCACCGUCACCGUCAUCGUUCCGCCGGCGAUCCGGCCGUUCCUGCUGGGGAACUACUCGGUCGGGGAGCGUGUCCAGGUGCUCUGCUUCAUCCAGAGCGGGGACGGCCCGCUGACGCUCACCUGGCUGAGGGACGGCCGUCCGCUCACCGACCCUGAGGUGGUGCAGCGCUCGACAGACCGAUUCAGCAGCAGCCUGUCCAUCGAGAGGGUGGCCGUCCGACACGCAGGGAACUACACCUGCCGCGCAGAGAACGCGGCGCGCGCCUCCACCUUCACAGCCGAGCUCAGAGUCAACGUCCCGCCGCGCUGGCUUCUGGAGCCCUCCGACUUGGCCGUACAACUGGGUGCCGCCGCGCUGCUGCACUGCUCAGCCGAGGGCUCUCCGCCACCGCACAUCACCUGGACGAAGGCAGACGCAGACGGUGGACAGAGACCUGUCGUCUCCGUCUCGGGGGUCGUAGUCCACCCAAACGGCUCGUUGGCCAUAUCAGCCGCCACACGGGAUCAUAUUGGUCUCUACACGUGCCAGGCGAGAAACGGCGUGGGACCUCCGCUCACCGCCCGGCCGCAGCUCACAGUCUAUGCUGCGCCGUCGUUUGCCGAGCUGGGUGGCGUCGAACGGUACAGGGAGGGUCAGAACGUGACCUUGACCUGUGACCCCGAGGGAGAUGAGCCGCUCUCGCUGCAGUGGUUCAGGGAAGGUCAGCCCGUCCAGGACAGCUUCAGGCUGGUAAUACGGCCUUGGAAGGACGCUGCGAACGGCUCCCACUGCAGCUUAGUGCUGCUGAGAGCAGUACCCACCGACUCUGGCCAGUACAGCUGCCGGGCCACCAACGGCAGGGGCACAGCCACGCGCACCGUCCACCUCGAGAUCGAAGAUACUCCGCUGCCGCCGAGCCGGGUACGGCUGGUGGAGGUUCUGAGCAGGUCCCUGACGGUGGAGUGGCACCAGCCGGCCAAGGUCAGCAGGCACCUCACCGGCUACCGUCUCCAGUACAAAACGGCAGCAGGAGACUGGGACACGGCGGUGACGGCCGUGCUCUCGGGCCGCCGGGUCCGCCUCUCCGGUCUCCAGCCGGACACGGAAUAUGUCCUCCGUCCGCUGGCCGUCACUGAGCUGGGAGCCGGACCGCCCGGCCGACCCCUGCACGUGCGCACAGAGCCCGCCGCGCCGUCCCAGCCGCCCGCCGAGCUCAGCCUGGUGCCCCUGUCCGCCACCGAGGUCAAGGUCACCUGGAGACCGCCGCCGGUCGGGUCACACCACGGACGGCUGACCGGCUACCGGGUCACCUGGGAGAGAGCCAACACGUCUGACGGAGCGCCGGCGGCCGAGGCAGGCUCGGAGCUCAACACCAGCGCCCUGUCGGUGUCGCUGGUCUCACUGCAGCCGUUCUCAGUAUACCGGGUCCGAGUAUCUGCCUGUAACGAGCGCGGCUGCGGGCCCGCCGCCCCGGCCGGACUGGUGAGGACCCUGGAGGAUGUACCGACGGCGGCACCCGGCCGACUGAGGUGUCAGUCGCUGGGACCGCGACGGCUGGCCCUCAGCUGGGCGCCGCCGCCGGCCGAACAGACCAACGGCAAUCUGCGCGGAUACAAGGUCAAAACGGAGGCGACCCAGGAGAGAGACGGUGAGCUGUUUUACUCGGAGCUGGACGUGGUGGAGGCGGCGGUGACCGUCUCCGACCUCAGUCCCCACGUCAACCACUCGCUGAGGGUGGCGGGGGUGACAGGGGUGGGGGCCGGCGUGUUCAGCGAGCCCGUCUACUGCGCCACCAGACAGGACGUGCCAUCGGAGCCUGCCGCCGUCUCUGUGGCUGUCCAGUCGGAGCAGAGUGCCCUGAUCAGCUGGUUACCGCCGGAACAUCCGAACGGAGAGCUUACAUCCUACAGCGUCUACAUCAGGACGGUGUCGCCGACGGCGGCGGCCUCGGAGGAGCGGGUCGGGGUGCCCGCCUCCCGCACCCUGUACCCUCUGUCGGGCCUCAGCCGGAGCGGCGACUACGCCGUCCGAGUGACCGGUCACACCGCCGCCGGCGAGGGGCGGCCGUCGCGACCGGUACCGUUCACCACCGCACUCGGCGACGCAGUUCCCGUUCAGUUGGUCUCUCUGAGUCGCCCAGUCGCUGUGGAUGAGGACAGCGCUCUCAGCCUACCCUGUCAGUUUGUCGGAGAGCCCACACCUACUGCAACCUGGGAGCGUGACGGACAGCCCCUGGAUGACCCCAGGUUCAGCCGUCGGCCGGACGGGUCGCUGCGGUUAGACCACGUGACCCGGGCAGACGACGGCAACUACACGUGUCGCGUGACCAACGGGCAGAGCAGCGGAGCCGUCACCUACGCUGUCACCGUGCUCGGAGUGCCACCGGCUCCGUCCCUGCUGGUGAGCGGCGUCACCUCGGACUCUGUGGCCGUCCGCUGGUCCUCGGGAGACCCCCACGGCCUGGUCAUCAGGGGCUACCGGCUGCAGUACUGGCCCGCCGGACACGAGCGGCGAAUGGAGGUCGGACUCGAGCGCUUCGUCCGCGAGUACACGCUGGCGGGACUGACGUGUGGGACUGAGUACCAGCUGCAGCUGAGGGCCUUCAACAGACUGGGUGCCAGUGAGCCGAGCUCGACGGCCCGAGCGCGCACAGCCGGCCGCCCGCCAGCCCUGGCCGACAAAACGCGUCUGGUGGCCGUAAACGGCACAGCGGCCGUGGUGCGCCUGGCCCUGUGGACGGCCGCCGACUGCCCCGUCCGACGGUUCGUCAUCGGAUGGACCCCCGCGGACGGCGAGCACACCAUGAGUGUCGAGCUGCCCGGUGACACCCGGCAGCACGUCAUCCGCCGCCUGCUGCCCGCCACCGAGUACGUCAUCAACGUGACGGCCGUCAGCCCGGCGGGCGCCGCGUCACUCACGUCACGGCUGGUGACGCCCGCCGCCGUCGACGUCGGCGCUUCCUCCGGGCCGGCGGACCUGGCCCCGGCGCCGGCCCCGUUCGGUCUGCGCGUCGUGGUGCCGGUGAUUGCCUCCCUGCUCAGCCUCCUGAUGAUCGUCUCCGCCGCCUACCUCUGCGUCAGAAAACGCCGUCGGAAGGUGCCUCUCUACCUACCAGAGCCACCUGACUACUCCCAGGCUGCCAAGGGGGUCGAGCCUCCGUCGCUGCCGCCGCCGCCGUCACUGGCGCCACCUCCCGGUGACCUGCUCAAACAGGAAGAGCUGUGUCCGUACGCCACGCUGUACCGGCCGGCCGAGUCGGCAGUGGACGGCCACGGGUUCACCGCCGUCCACUGCGGCUCACUGCCGACUGCCCUGGCCUCUGACCUGACCGGUCAACUGGAGCCGCUGUACGCGGACCCCCGGCAGAGGCUACAGUCGCUGCCGGGCGCCGGAGCUCACCAG
Amphibalanus amphitrite is the source of this 4850-nucleotide messenger RNA. Its product is annotated as Down syndrome cell adhesion molecule-like protein Dscam2. Gene Ontology annotation, biological process: axon guidance; cell-cell adhesion. Gene Ontology annotation, molecular function: protein binding. Gene Ontology annotation, cellular component: axon; plasma membrane. Lineage: Eukaryota; Metazoa; Arthropoda; Thecostraca; Balanomorpha; Balanidae. The transcript has 29 exons. The annotation marks the transcript as partial. The record is from RefSeq and is a predicted model, not a curated record.